AUGGCCACGGCCGCGACUGCCACCGCGGGGAGCAGAGCAACCGCGCUGCUGCUGCUGCUGCUGCUCUCGCUGGCGCUGCGGGCCUCCGGCGCCGGCGCGGGCGCUGGUGGCGACUGCCACUUCCCGGCCGUGUUCAACUUCGGCGACUCCAACUCGGACACGGGCGGGCUGUCGUCGCUCUUCGGCGCCGCGCCGCCGCCCAACGGCAGGACCUUCUUCGGCAUGCCCGCCGGCCGCUACUGCGACGGCCGCCUCGUCAUCGACUUCAUCGCUGAAAGCCUGGGACUAACUCACCUCAGCGCGUACCUGAACUCAAUUGGAAGCAACUUCACACAGGGAGCCAAUUUUGCAACGGCUGGUUCGUCAAUCAGAAGACAGAAUACAUCUCUGUUCCUCUCUGGCUUCAGCCCCAUUUCCUUGGACGUGCAGUUCUGGGAGUUUGAACAAUUCAUCAACAGAAGCCAACUCGUGUACAACAGCAAAGGUGGUAUCUACAGGGAGAUCCUACCAAGGGCAGAGUACUUCUCCCAGGCACUUUACACCUUCGACAUCGGGCAAAACGACAUCACCUCAAGCUACUUUGUUAACAAUAGCACUGAAGAAGUCGAAGCCAUAAUCCCUGAUCUGAUGGAGAGGCUCACAUCUAUAAUCCAGAGCGUGUACUCGCGUGGAGGAAGGUACUUCUGGAUCCACAACACAGGGCCGCUCGGCUGCCUGCCCUAUGCGCUGCUGCACCGCCCUGACCUCACCACUCCAGCGGACGGCACCGGCUGCUCCGUCACCUACAACAAGGUCGCGCAGCUCUUCAACCUCAGGCUCAAGGAGACCGUGGCGAGCCUCCGGAAGACGCACCCUGACGCCGCGUUCACCUACGUCGACGUCUACACCGCCAAGUACAAGCUCAUCAGCCAGGCCAAGAAGCUCGGCUUCGACGACCCUCUGCUGACCUGCUGCGGGCAUGGCGGCGGUCGGUACAACUUAGACCUGAACAUCGGCUGCGGCGGGAAGAAGCAGGUGAACGGGACGUCGGUGGUGGUGGGGAAGUCGUGCGAGGACCCCUCCAAGAGGGUGAGCUGGGACGGCGUGCACUUCACCGAGGCCGCCAACAAGUUCGUGUUUGACCAGAUCGUCGCCGGCGCGCUCUCGGAACCGCCCGUGGCGCUGAGGCAGGCGUGCCAUAGCAGAGGGCAAUGA
This is a messenger RNA of Miscanthus lutarioriparius, 1194 nucleotides long. NCBI's taxonomy places the organism in Eukaryota, Viridiplantae, Streptophyta, Magnoliopsida, Poales, Poaceae. The record is from the annotation of a GenBank genome assembly.